Molecule: messenger RNA, 1176 nt
Organism: Ilex paraguariensis (yerba mate)
Lineage: Eukaryota; Viridiplantae; Streptophyta; Magnoliopsida; Aquifoliales; Aquifoliaceae
Source: the annotation of a GenBank genome assembly
AUGAUGGGAAGAUGCUCAAUUUCAUCGUCGUCGAAUACGAAUGAGGUUAACUUGUUCAAGAGCUUGACGGGUAUCCAACAACUUGUAGAAACUCGUCAAUUCAAGGCAUGGUUCUUAGAUCAAUUUGGAGUCCUUCACGAUGGGAAACAACCGUACCCGGGUGCAAUUUCAACAUUAGAAAAGCUGGCAACCAGUGGUGCCAAGAUGGUGAUUAUUAGUAAUUCCUCAAGACGCGCAUCAACAACCAUGGAAAAACUGAAGAGCCUUGGAUUUGACCCCUCUCUCUUUGUGGGAGCCAUCACUAGUGGAGAAUUGACAUAUCAGCACCUUCAGAGGAGAGAAGAUGAUUGGUUUGAAAAAUUAGGAAGUUGUUGCAUUCACAUGACCUGGAAUGACCGGGGUGCUGUAUCACUGGAGGGCCUAGGGUUACGAGUCGUGGAGUAUGUUGAAGAAGCUGAGUUUGUUUUGGCCCAUGGAACUGAAGCUUUGGGGCUUUCUUCUGGUGCUGCAGUUCCCAUGAAACUUGAGGAUCUUGAGAAAAUAUUAGAGCAAUGCGCAGCUAAAAGAAUCCCUAUGGUGGUAGCUAAUCCCGAUUUUGUGACUGUUGAGGCUAGAGCGCUGCGUGUCAUGCCAGGUACACUGGCAGCGACAUAUGAGAAACUGGGUGGUGAAGUAAAAUGGAUGGGCAAACCUGAUAAGAUCAUAUAUAAAUCAGCUAUGGCGAUGGUUGAUGAGGAGGCUUCUGAUUGUAUAGCUGUGGGAGACUCUCUCCACCAUGACAUAAAGGGUGCUAAUGCUGCUCAAAUCUGCUCGGCGUUUAUCACUGGUGGGAUCCAUGCAACUGAACUUGGUCUUGGUAAAUUUGGAGAAGUUGCAGAUCAAUCUUCUGCUCAUGCUCUUUCAAAGAAGUAUGAUGCUUAUCCAUCAUACAUAUUGCCCUCAUUCACAUGGCUUUCGUUCUGCCUGGCUUUGGUGUGUGCAGUCGAAGAUCAAUGUGCCAUUGAAGACCAAGGUUUCACUGGGAACCCUAAUCUCAACGAAGAAGAAGACUCCAACGGGUUGGGUCAGAUUGGGUCAAGUCCAAGUCCAGUGGUCCAACCCAUGGUCUGGUUCAGUCUGUAUCACGGUCCAGAGCCCCUAGCCGGUCCAGUUUUGUCUUCCAGAGGGUCCAGCUGA